Messenger RNA from Microcebus murinus (gray mouse lemur), 3303 nucleotides. The record is from RefSeq and is a predicted model, not a curated record. Lineage: Eukaryota; Metazoa; Chordata; Mammalia; Primates; Cheirogaleidae.
CACCGUGCUCAGCAGGGUUGAAUGGAAGCCAGGGUCGGGACGUGGGCCGGCGUUGGGGCCACAUCGGCGGCCCAGACCCGAGACUGACUAUAUGGCCCUUAGAGGGCCAGAGGGACCCAUCUGCGGCUGAAUAAAGCUUUCUGGGAAGCGACCCAAACCUCUCUGAAAACUUUUGCGAAGCUCUUGAGUUUGCACAAGUUCCGGGAGUACUGCAGUGAAAUUGAAGAAAUGACAAAAGUGUGGGCAGCCUGUUCCCAGAGGCCAGAUACAGGCCGAUCUGUCCCGGAAUCUACUUUGGAAGGCUCCCUCGUGACCAGCAUGGUGCCCUCAGAGUGCCAUGAGAGCCUCUGUGAGCCAUGGCACUCGUCCGGCCGAGCUGGCGGUGGGCCAGAUGGGUGAAGCCACCCGCCAUCCUGGAGACCCCCUGGCAGGAGCAGGUGCGCUCUGGGAGGCCCUCAGGGCACUCCUGCCGGACAGUAAAGAAGACCUGAAGCUGGACCUUGGCGAGAAAGUGGAGAGGAGCGUGGUGACCUUGCUGCAGCAAGCCACCGCGCUCUUCUACGAGGGCCGCAGGGACGAGUGUCUGCAGAGCAGCGAGGCGAUCCUGGACUACUCCUGGGAGAAGCUCAACACGGGGCCGUGGCAGGACGUGGACAAAGACUGGCGACGGGUCUACGCCUUCGGCUGCCUUCUCAAAGCCCUGUGUCUCUGCCAGGUGCCCGGGGAUGCCGCCGCUGUGGCUGCAGCCCUGAGGGUCUGUGACAUGGGCCUGCUGAUGGGGGCGGCCAUCCUUGGGGACGUCCUCCUUAAAGUCGCCGCCAUCCUCCAGACACACCGCCCUGGGAAAAGGCCCGCCCGCAGCGCAACCCGGGAGCAGCCCAGCACAAAGAAAGCAAAGGAUGACCACGGUUCGAUUCCAGAUCUGCAGUUAGAAAGAGCAGUGCCCCGGCUUCACUGUCCGUCCCUCGAGCACUUCCAGAAGCACUUUUUGGCCCCACAGAGGCCUGUGAUCCUGGAAGGUGUGGCUGACCACUGGCCGUGCAUGAAGAAGUGGAGCUUGGAGUACAUCCAAGAGGUCGCUGGCUGCCGCACCGUCCCCGUGGAAGUGGGUUCCAGGUACACAGACGAGGAGUGGUCCCAGACGCUCAUGACGGUCAGCGAGUUCAUCAGCAAGUACAUCGUGAGCAAGCCAAGGGACAUCGGCUACCUUGCCCAGCAUCAGCUCUUCGACCAGAUCCCAGAGUUGAGGCAGGACAUCAGCAUCCCUGACUACUGCUGCCUGGGCACCGGGGAGGAAGAAGAGAUCACCAUUAAUGCCUGGUUUGGUCCCCAAGGCACUGUCUCCCCACUCCAUCAGGACCCGCAGCAGAACUUCCUGGCCCAGGUGAUGGGGAGGAAGUACAUCCGGCUGUAUUCGCCGCAGGAGUCGGAGGCUUUAUAUCCUCACGACACGCACUUGCUUCAUAACACGAGCCAGGUGGACGUGGAGAACCCCGACCUAGAGAAGUUCCCCAAGUUUGCCGAGGCACCGUUCCAGUCCUGCGUCCUGUCCCCGGGAGAGAUCCUGUUUAUCCCAGUUAAAUACUGGCACUACGUGCGGGCUCUGGACCUGAGUUUCUCCGUCAGCUUUUGGUGGUCGUAGCCUGGGUGAGAGCUGAAAGGGCCCGAAACGCAAACAGCCAUCACUGAUUCAGUCGUCCCCUGCUCUGCCCAACCUGGCGCCAGGUCUUGGAGUCUAGGGACAAGCACAGCUGAACCUGUGCCCUGAGGAAGCCAUUCCUGCCCAGGGGCUGGGCCGCAGCACGCGGCAGGCGCAGAGCGGGCAGAGUCCCUGAAGGACACCCCAGGCAGCCCAAUGCAGCCUACAGCAUUGAGAGGCCUCACAAGUCCCGCAGACGGGCGGCCCAUGCAGUGGUGCGACACGGGCUCUGCCACCACUGCUGCCCUCAAACCCCGCCUCAUGCCUAACUGCGGUAUGAUUUGGCCAAGACACCUCCCUCCACUGUGCCCGUGUCUCCUCUGGAAAGCAGGACUCAGGAGGUGGCAUGUGCGGCGGCAGCGCCCUGCUGCAGCGGGAACCUCAGCUGCUGAUCCUCAGAUCCUUCCUUCCUCGCCGUAACCGAGCCCGUGGGACGCCGCAGCCCGCAGACUCUGGAGAGUGUCGCAGCCCCAGCCACGGCAGAGGGUCCUCACUACCGUGCUCAGGAGCUCCCCCUACUGCUGGGCAGCGGGAGCCUCGUGCCGGCCUCCUCGCUGAGGGGCAGCCUGCCCGCAGAGACGCGCAUAGGUCUCUGGCUUGAUGAAUUUUCCACUGUGCACACACCCACUACAGGUCCCAGAGUGAAGAAACCACCAUCACCAGCGCCUGGAAGCCCCCUCUUGUCCCCUUCUAGACGCUGUUUCCCAGGAGUAACUACACUUUAGGGGAGGCUUAGGCCAGGGAGAAACCUGGGCUUCAGGCGUCUAUAAACUUGUUUGUAAACAAAACACACUGGUUUGUUUUGUUUAUGUUUUGGCCAUUAAGACUUUCCCUAGCUCUCUGACCAAAGACAGGCAUGUCCCCCACAGCAGGCACCAGAGAAGCCCCCUCCCCACUGGGCAGGAGAACCAGAGAUUGGUCAUUUCUACAGUGUUAUCUGGAGUUUGACAACAUCCAUCACCCAAGUGACCGUGAUGUAGAGUAAUUCAUUCUAAACCAAGCACAAAAGAAAACAUUUAAAAUCUAAUAAAGCUAAAAAAAAUGUUAUGACUCGCUAAUACUCAAAGAUAUGCAAAUUGAAACAAAGAUACCAAAUUGGCCAGAAACUUCCCAGCUCUCACACCCACUGUAGCAGAGGGUGGGAUGUCCUGCUGGCGGGAGCUUAGCCUGGCUGGAGUUUUGUAAAAACUCAGAACCUUGAACAUUUGGGCAUACCUUGGGGUCUAGUGACCCCACUGCUUGAAACCCAUCCUAAGGAAAUAGCAGAAAGACAGGCAAGGAUGCUUGUGCAGGAUGACAUCGUGGCACCAGUUGUAAUAACAAGAAACGAGACAUCCUGAAUCGUGCCGGUAAGAAAUGGCCCAUCGGUACAGAGGAAUAUUAUUUAGCUAUUAACACUCAGAAGUCUUAAAGUCAUGAAGAAAUGCUGUGUCAUGUUGAGUAAAAUGCACUACAUUCAGAUGCUACCUGUAUACGUGUGUGCAUGUGCACACAUUACCACACGUGUGUGUAUAUAUGUGUGUGUCCCAAAGAUAUAUUUGUGUGUAUCCCAAAGGAAGUGCUCCAAAUAAAUUGUGGGUAUGUUUAGGCCAGUAGUAACACUA